AUGCUCACACAAUGCCGGGCGGCCCACCGGCCACGACAGCCGCAGCUGCGUCAGGCGCUGGAGUGCGCAUCGAGGACUGUGGACUGCAGUAAUACGCGGGGAGCAUCAUCAACUCCAGGGUCCUUGAUGGCCUUUCACACGGCCCGGCGGGCGCGGAUAUGCGGCGGUCGGGCGGGCAUGGCACAGAUGGCUGCCAUGGCUUCGUCAAGGCGUGCCGCGCGGACGUCUCUGCCGCCACCACUCUCGACACCACACGGCCUGCGAUUUUUCUCGACGACAUUCGCACCAAGGCAACGACAGGCCGAUGCCGCCACUGCAGCAGCUUCACGUCCGCAGCCAGUGACCCUGCCGGACCUAGACAAGGUAGCCGCCCUCGUCAACGGGGCGCGCGACCGGCUCCUGAGCCACCCAGGCGUGCCCUCCGAGGGCGAGACGGCGACGGCCCUGCGCAUAUGCAGCGAGGCGGCCGACCUGAUCAUGGACGCCGCCGUGCAGCCGCAGCUCAGCAGCAUCGACCACCAGUCGGACACGGCCGCCUCGACGCUGCUGUCGCUGGACGGGCGCAAGACUGCGGCGGCGCCAGCGGCCGCGGACCCGACCGUGGACGCAGCCCCGCGCCUCCGCCGGGCCAUCGACCAGAUCUCCGAUGCCGCCUACAUGAUUGCAGACGAGCCGCGCGUGUUUCUGACGCCGCAGCUGCUGGAGCAGUACGUCCAGAUCCAGGCGCGGCUGGGCCGCCCGGAGUCGCUGCCGCACGUUCUCAGCCUCUACGCAUCCAAGCCGGCGCCCGCGCCGGCGCCCGCGGCCGGCGGCCCCAUCACGUACAAGACGCAGAACCCGCGGCGGCCGUCGAGCGCUGUGGGCGCCCGCGUGGCCGCGACCGCUCUGGAGGCGGCCCUGGCCGCACAGAACCUGGACGCCGCCGUCGGCGUGAUUGAGCACACGUACGCGGCGCCGGCGUUUGUCCGCGCCAAGCUGCUGCGCCACGGCCUGCUGCCGGCGUUUGUCGUGGUGGGCGUGCCGGCGGCGACGUACAGCCUGGCGUCCAAGCUGGCCACGCUGCAGGAGACCAUGGACACGACGACGGCGACGAGCCUGUCGUUUGCCGCGAUCCUCGCCUACAUUGCCUUUACGGGCACGAUCGGCGUCGUCGCCAACACGACGGCCAACGACCAGAUGCGCCGCGUGACGUGGGCGCCCGGCACGCCGCUGCGCGAGCGGUGGCUGCGCGAAGAGGAGCGCGCGGCGCUCGACAGCGUGGCCUGCGCCUUUGGGUUCCGCGAGGCGCACCGCUUCGGCGAGGAGGAGGGCACCGAGUUCCAGGCGCUGCGCGAGUACAUUAUGCGCAAGGGCAUGCUGCUGGACCAGAUUGAGCUGAUGGAGGGCAUGAGCUCGUGA
Molecule: messenger RNA, 1398 nt
Organism: Sporothrix schenckii 1099-18
Lineage: Eukaryota; Fungi; Ascomycota; Sordariomycetes; Ophiostomatales; Ophiostomataceae
Exons: 1
Coding region: 1-1398 (465 amino acids)
Source: RefSeq, a predicted model, not a curated record